AUGCUCGAGUCGCGGCACAUCGACGAAUUCAGGUACUAUUAUUACGAUCCUUCAAAGGCAGCCGCGGCAGUAUUCGUGACCUUGUUCGCCAUUUCAACUUUGUUGCACCUCUUUCAAUUGACACGAGCACGGACAUGGUAUUUCAUACCGUUUGUUAUCGGCGGCAUUUUCGAGACGAUAGGAUACGGCGGUCGCAUAGGAUCGGCUCUCCAGACGCCUAACUGGACACUCAGCCCAUACAUCGUACAGACGCUUCUCCUGCUAGUCGCCCCAGCACUGUUCGCAGCCUCGGUGUAUAUGAUCCUUGGUCGCAUCGUCCGGCUCGUGGACGGUGCACGCAACUCGAUCAUCCCAAUCCGAUGGCUCACGAAGAUAUUUGUCACGGUGGACGUGAUUUCGUUCUUGAUGCAGGGAGCUGGAGGUGGUCUGCUCUCAGCUGCCAAAGACUCAUCUGGCCUCCAGACGGGCGAAAACGUCAUCAUCGGCGGUCUGGCCGUCCAGCUCAUUGGCUUCUCCGUCUUUGUCAUUGUCGCGUCCAUCUUCCACGUGCGGACAGUGCGACACCCGACGGCCGCGUCCAGCACCGUGGCGGUGCCCUGGCAGCGGUUCAUGUUCGUCCUGUACGCCGUCUCGGCCCUCAUCCUCGUGCGGUCCCUCUUCCGUGCCAUUGAGUACGGUCAGGGCUUUGGCGGGUCCCUGCAGCACUCCGAGGGCUGGCUGUACGGCUUUGAUGCGACGCUGAUGUUCAUUGCCAUGCUUUUGUUGAACGUAUGGCAUCCCAGCAAGAUCAUUUCAACUAGUAGUCGAAAGUCGCUGGAGGCCGGAACGGAGGGAGGCUAUCAACUCCAGCAAUGA
Pestalotiopsis fici W106-1 is the source of this 855-nucleotide messenger RNA. RefSeq lists its product as uncharacterized. Gene Ontology annotation, cellular component: membrane. Lineage: Eukaryota; Fungi; Ascomycota; Sordariomycetes; Amphisphaeriales; Sporocadaceae. The transcript is spliced from 2 exons. The coding region runs from base 1 to 855 and encodes 284 amino acids. The record is from RefSeq and is a predicted model, not a curated record.